Doryrhamphus excisus (bluestripe pipefish) is the source of this 4308-nucleotide messenger RNA. NCBI's taxonomy places the organism in Eukaryota, Metazoa, Chordata, Actinopteri, Syngnathiformes, Syngnathidae. The record is from RefSeq and is a predicted model, not a curated record.
UUUUCUUCUCGACUGGUCCUGUUUAACUGAAAUGUCUCGUCCGAUAUACGGUCCUCCAUCCAUGAUGAGGAGCCACUGGUGCCUCUGCGGGUUCAGGACCCCGAGAGGAAGCUCUUCACCUGUGGGUGCGGCACAACAGAAGAACAGCCGAGCCAGAGCACUUCCAAUGACACCCCAGCCCCGGAGAGGCCAAUGUGUCAGCCCUGCAGCUCCGCAACUGCAGCAUCUGAGGAGCAUGAAGUAGAAGAACAGGUAACAAGUCAUGUAGAAGAACAGGAAGGAACAUCUCUACAGGACAUUCUAACAGAAGGGGAGAAGCAAGAUGGGGAGUCAUCUUAUGAAUCGCACAAGGAGAAGGUGGAGAAUGAAUCUGUUGCCUCAACUGCAGAAGAGUUUGCGGAUGAGGGAGGAGAAAGCGAAGCAGAGGAAGAGUUUCCUCAUGUUGGAGGACAUGGUGCUGAUCCCGAAGGGGAAGAACCAACAGAGGGACUGGAACCGCAUAUGAAGGAGGCGAAAGAAGAGGAACAAAUUAUGCUGAAGAAUCUCAUGGAGGAGGAAGUCUCACCAGAGAAGAUUCCUGACAUGGCUGCUGAACCUAGAGAGCCAGAAGAGACCAACUCUGAAACAGAAGUGAUACCAGAACAUGAAGUCGAAUAUGACACUGAUCCAGAAGUUAUGUCAGAACCUGAAGCAGAGUAUGAAGCAGAACCAGAAACUGAAGAUGAUGAUACAGAAGCAGAAGCAGAUAAUACUGAACCAGAACCUGAAACAGAAUUUGAUGUAGGACCAGACAUCACAGAUGAGGAUGCUGAACCAGAACAUAAUGCAGAACCAGAAGUGACAUUAGAACCUGAGGUAGACGAUGGCCCAAAUCCACAACCUGAAGCUGUAGAUCAAGGUGAACCAGAGGUGGAAGCAAAUCCUGAAGAAGAAAUACAGAAAAUUCCAAAUGACACUGAAGUAGAGGCGAUUUUACAACCUGAAGCAGAGACGCUGGUCAUUCCUGAAGUGGAGAUUCCUGAAGAAGUCAUACCACAGUUGGUUGAGGAGGCAACAGUGGAAGAUUCGGGAGAGGAAACAGUGGAGAAGGCUCCUGCGGUGGAGGACACUCCUGUAGAGGUCAAGGAACCUACAGUGUCUAAGGACGAAGGAGAAGUAAAUGAGGGUCCAGUACUGAGGGACCUCUCCCACAUUGAGGACACACUGCGACUGGCUGCUGCCGAACCCUCAGCACAGUUGACAGCGGCAAUGAAGAAGCUGCUGAACAUCUACCACACUGCCAUCAAACCAGUAGAGCAAGCCUACAGGUACAAUGAGCUGCGGCAGCAUGAAGUCACAGAUGGAGAAAUCACCUCAAAGCCUAUGGUUUUGUUCAUUGGACCCUGGAGUGUGGGCAAGUCCUCUAUGAUCAACUACCUGCUGGGUCUUCAUGGCACGUCACAAGAACUCUAUACAGGUGCUGAACCGACUACGUCUGAGUAUACCGUCAUAAUGCACGGAGAGAAGUUUCGCACCAUUGAGGGCAUCGUGAUGGCGGCCGACACCUCACGAUCCUUGUCCCCCUUGGAAAAGUUCGGUCAAGGUUUCCUGGAGCGACUGGUGGGCUUCGAGAUGCCCCACAAGCUGCUUGAGAGGGUCACCAUUGUCGAUACACCCGGCAUCAUCGAGAACCGCAAACAGCAGGAGAGAGGAUACCCUUACAAUGAAGUAUGCCAGUGGUUCAUUGAUCGGGCUGAUCUCAUCUUCCUGGUGUUUGACCCCACCAAACUUGACGUUGGAGGGGAGCUUGAAAUGCUCUUCAGACAGAUGAAGGGGCGUGAGUCCCAAAUCCGUCUCAUUCUCAACAAGGCUGACAGUCUCUCCACCCAGGACCUGAUGAGGGUCUACGGAGCCCUGUUCUGGAGCAUGGCGCCCCUCAUUAACGCCACAGAACCUCCUCGGGUGUAUGUGAGCUCUUUUUGGCCUCUGGACUACGUUGUAGAUACUAGCCGGGACCUCUUUAUGAAGGAGGAGAUCUCUCUGCUGGAAGACCUCAACCAGGUGAUUGAGAACCAGAUAGAAAAUAAAAUAGCGUUCAUCCGUCAGCAUGGCAUCCGUGUUCGCAUCCACGCCCUCCUUGUGGACCGCUACCUCCACACCUACUACGACAAGCUGGGCUGGUUUAAUGACCCCCACGAGGUGUUCCACGACAUUGUCACUGACCCAGACAAGUACUACAUCUUCAAAUCCAUUCUGGCCAAGACCAACGUCAGCAAGUUUGACCUGCCUAGCAAGGAGGCCUAUCAGGAUUUCUUCGGCGUAAAUCCCAUGUCCAGCUUCCAGCAGCUCUCCUACCACUGCAGCUGGACCGGAGGCUGCAUGCUGGAUCGUUUAGAGAAGGCCAUCUCACAGGAGCUACCGAGUCUACUCAUGAGUGUUAGUAAGGACGUGCCUGUUCCGACCAAACCUGCCCCCACACCUCAGACCCCGCUAUCCGCCACCUGUGAGGGCCCUGAAUGUGAGGAGAAACCCAAAAACCGUUGGAGGAAGCAGUGAGAUGGAUGGGAACAGCGCAGAAUGAGAAGGCACAGAGGCAGAUGGCAACAGCCUUGGGGCUUUUCUGCACGUUCUAGAAACUGAACAUGGGGAGCCAAACAAAAAGUGGUACUCUGCACACCUGGGUACAAAAACACCUAAAAAUACAUGGUAAUGAUAAUGGUAAUGGUUUUAUUUCAUUUGAACAUACAUCAGAUUACAUCCCAUAAUCAGUUCACAGUUCCACAUGUCCAAAAGGAGUAGGAAGAAGCAAAGCUUAUUAAAUCCUACCCCUCCAUCUGGUACUUUUACAAUCAGUAACUGUUACAUUUGUUCACUUCCUGCUUUCCAUAAUACAGUUUAGGUUUUUUUUUUGUUUUUUUUUAAUAAUGCACCUCGUACCGAAGUACAAGGUGAUAUGACCAUCCAAUGACAUAAUGUGUAUCAUAGUAAGUGUCAAUAUAGUGAUAUAUAUAGCACAUCAUGACUGGUUCAAGACUCUUCAUCCUUGUAUUUACUUCUCAGAACUUAUUUAUGUUGGAUUAAAUGGAUUUUUCCAAUUAUAACACUUCAACUAGUCUUAGAAUAACAUUAAAUCAUGUUAAAUUAUAUUGAUAGAGAGGAUAUCUAAAAUGUUGUCAGCUUGACAAAAGAAUGAACUAAAUUCAUGGAACAAAUAUUGAACCACCAUGGUUAAAAUAGCUCAUAAGAGUUUAAUUUUUUGGCAGUAUAAUGCCAUUGCCAGUGGCGGAGCUACAGUCACUCUCCGGCCACCCUACUGGCCAUCUAGACAAUAGAGGUAUCAACAUAAGACCACCUCUGUGUGAGUAAUGGUCUCACCUUGGCCACCUCAAUGAAAAAUGUCUGACUCCGCCUAUGGCUGUAUCUUUAUCAAGAGAACUAUGGAAUUGGCCAAAUACUUAAAUUACAAAUACUUAAACCUUAUGAACUACCUGUCUUUACAUCAUUGUAUUUAUUCACACAAAUGUCCCACAUGGGCACCAGUGAAGUGUCCUUAAAACCUAUGCAGGAUUACUAGAAGGUGCACCAUACACUCAGUUGUGGUUGAUGAAGAUGUCAUCUUAGACAUUUUAAUGUUUCCAUUUCCAACACUAGUACUAAAAUCAUGUGUAUUGUUCUUUGAAUAAUACAUUAAAGCCUUUAUAUACCAUCUGCAUGACAUAUAGUCUUCCAUGAAGGCAUUCUUUCUUCAUUUAGAUCCGUUUUAUUUUGAGUAAAAAAUAUUUUCAAAUAUACUCUGCUCUGUUUCCUAUUUUAGGAUACUAAGUCACCACUGUGAAUGAAAAGAUAUUUAACUGUAAGAUCCUUAUAUACUGUAUAUCCUUGCUGACUGUGGAUUUUUAAUGUUAAUUGCAUCAGUUUGUCUGCUAAUAAACAGUCACAGAGAAAGAAGGAUAGAUACUUUUGACUGGUUUGUGCCUGCAGAGCCCAAAAUGUCCACUGGAAGGCGCCGCCAAUGUAUUUGUUCAAGAUAUCAGGGAAAUUUACAGAAUUACCAGUGAGUCAACACCAUCCUCCUUGGAUGGCACUACAGUAGGGGUCUCAAACUCAAAUUACCUGGGGGCCACUGGAGCUAGGGUCUGGGCAAGGCUGAGCCGCAUCAGGUUUUCCAAAAAAAAAAAAAAAACGCAUUUAUUAAAAACAGAAAAAUAUACAAACUUUUUCAGUGCUUUGGUUCCGAUUUUCUACAAUAAAAGCUCUGAUAAAACAUUCCACUGUUCUCAAAUAUCUUCAUUUUUAUUUUUCUGCACAAAAUAAGAUGAAAAAUAAAUA